This is a messenger RNA of Malaya genurostris, 8451 nucleotides long. RefSeq names its product patronin (gene Patronin). Lineage: Eukaryota; Metazoa; Arthropoda; Insecta; Diptera; Culicidae. Gene Ontology annotation, molecular function: calmodulin binding; spectrin binding; microtubule minus-end binding. The record is from RefSeq and is a predicted model, not a curated record. The transcript has 28 exons. Gene Ontology annotation, cellular component: microtubule minus-end. Bases 1240 to 6732 code for a protein of 1830 amino acids. Gene Ontology annotation, biological process: cytoplasmic microtubule organization; neuron projection development; negative regulation of microtubule depolymerization.
GUACGAGUCGCACAAUGAGUAGAGUCGAGUGAAGAUCGUCACCGUUGUAGAAUGUUGCUAUGCAAUUUCGGAAUAGUAAAGCGAAAUAAAACAUUUUUUGCCUUUUUAUGCUUUUUUGAACAUUGUCAAGUUGUACAAAAUCAAUUGUGCAUUCUUCGCAUGCCGUGGUGUUCCGAAUAUGUUUAGAAUGUCGGUAUCGAGAAAGUAGUGUGGAUAAAAUCAUGAGCAUAUUGAGCCGAAUUAUUAUUGGCUCCUGCUGUGUCAUUGAAGAAAAAUCUAUUGGAGACUGAUAGAAAGUCUAUCGUCAGCAAAGGCGAUAUUCCAUAGGUGUAAAAGUGGACCAAUUGUAUCUGAUUGUUUUAGCAGUUCAUCGGAGUGUUGAGGUUUUAAUCUAAAUCUGUUACGUUUAGUUUUAGAACAAAGAGUGCAAUGAUGUAGAGAGGAAUAUCGAAGGAGUUUCCGAAAAACGGGACUGCUUCUACUUGAACUUGUUACCACUCAGAAUGGGUAAACCUAUUGAAAUAUCGGGCUGACGAAGUGCUUUUGUUAUGAGCUCGGCGAACAUUGAUCGUUUUUUCAUAUGGUGGUGAAGCUCUGUGUGAAUCCGAGAGCAAAAAUUGUUGUAGUCUAGUUGUAGUACGAUACUGAAGUGAAGGAUAAAAGAAUAUUGAUGUGAAGUGUUUUUUGGAAACAAAAAUCCAGAAAUAUUAGUUGACCUGUUGGAUAAUACUCUUCCUGGGGAUAACAGAUUGCGCUUGUCUGAAAGCUCAAUGAUUACUCAUUGCUAUCAUCGCCCUAGCUGUCAUUUUCAACUAUACCUACUACCAAAGCAGCUAACGUUGAAAAAAAGUACUAAUGGAAGUAGUAAUAUAGUGGCGUCAUCAUUUGUGCAGUAUUGCUGGUGUCUUCUUGGAUCAGAAUGUUUCACUAAAAGUGCGGGGGCAAACAAGUUUUGUUGCUGAGUUCUUUCUUCAUUCAAGGUGUGGAACAUUAGCUAAAAACCCAUGGUGUUAUGUGAAUGUUGGAAGCAUCAGAGUGCACAUCAUAAAAGUGGAAUAUACAAAGCAAUAAAGAAAAAAGUCUCAAAAAUUUGGAAGAGAAAGUGAUUGUUUUUUGUGUGCUGUGCUAAGGAAAGGAAAGGGUGGCUGAAAGUGUCACGCAAUAUUGUCAUUCAUUCCACACGUGAGUGUAGCUAUCAGGAGUGUGUGAGAACGGUAUAAUUAUUAGAUACCGAGUGAAAUGGAUUCGCAACAACCACAACAAAGAUCAAUGUAUGAAAUGGAGACACAGGAAUCCCGAUUUGCCAAACAACGAGCUUCGGUGAAAUGGCUUCUAUCCAAAGCAUACAACAAUCGAGUACCGGAGUUCCUCAAGGAUCCCUUCUAUCGGGACCACGAAGGUCAGGACCACCUCAAGCCACAGAUCGUUGUCGGACUGGGGAAUGCCUCUAUUUACUGCCAAGUGCUGAGCAACAUCUAUUCGGACCCGAACUAUCAGAGUCUAAACCAUUGGUCCAUUCUACAAACUCUAUCCCGGAAGGGCGUGCCAAUGAACGAAUCCCCGGACCAGCCUCUCACAGAGACCGUUCUGAUACAAACGAAUCCUCUUAGAAUUAAUGCCCACAUGACUGUGAUAGAAGCAUUGAUGGUGUUGUACGCCAAAGAAGUGGCUUCCAGUGGAAGAAUUUCCAGUGCUUUAGAAAGAAUAUCUGGUCGCAGCGGAUCGCAGCCUGUACAGCACCAUGAAGCGGCCUUACUUAGCUGGGUUUCGCAUACAUGCAGUGCGCUGAAGCGGCGCAUUGACUACGAAGUGUCCAACGGGAAUGGAGCUGGUGCCGGCCCUGCUGUUGAUGAAUACGGUCAACGGCUGCAAAGUCCAAACAUUCCCCCGGUACGCGAUAUCCGUGAACUAUGCGAUGGAGUCAGUUUAGCGUAUCUAAUAUCGUAUUACUGUCCAAAACUAGUGCCCUGGUCAAGUAUUAAGUUCAAUCACGUGCCGACUAUAGAGGAUUCUAUCCACAACAUCCUUAUUGUUAGUAAUUUCUCCGACCGAAGUUUGCCAUAUUCAGUGUUCCAUAUGACCCCAGAAGACAUCACCUAUAUGCGAGGAUCUAUGAAACAGAACUUGGUUGUUCUGUUGGCCGAUCUUUUCAACUUGUUCGAGAUCCAUCCUGCUAAAUGUGUUUGUUAUCCCGGUAUGGAGCAGCAACAAGUUGUAGAUUCCGGAACAAACGAACAUGGCAUCGUGCACCGACGGGGAUUUGCGACUCACCCGACGAUCGUAUCCAUUCCCGAGUUGCGGUCCGGGCUCGAUUCGCCCCCGGGCAGCAGUGGCAGUGGUGCCAGCGGUAACAAUGGCGGCCCUUCCAAUCGACCACCAUUCCAAGUCACUCGUUCGCCAUCUGCAAACACACUUCGGAAGCAUGUAUCGGCCCGGGAUAUACAAGAACAACAAGCGCAAUAUUCUCAACAGCAACCGUAUCAGGAUCAGGACGAAGGUUUCGUCGUGCAUAGAAGUAAAGGAGUGCCAACAUUGUCGUCAAUGCAUGAACCGCUAGUACCGGCACGAAUACGACAAGCCAAGGAAAAAACUAACAACGAUUCGAAAGCGGAAGAGCGUGGCGAUAGUAUUCCGGCAGGUCGGCCAAGUAAUUGGGAUGAAACCCGGAAGCCGAGUUUCUCAGGCCGGCGUUCACGUCGCAACUCAUUAAGCGAAGAAUCUCAGUUAACGAUCGAAAAUUUUGGAGGUUCUCAGGAUCAAUUAAACACGAUUGGUCGGUUCGAACGAGAACGAAAGGUUUCUAACACUAGUCUUACAUCGGUAGAACCAGCCACCCCGGUAAGAUCGUCUCUUGCUGAUGCGCGUGGAUCGAUCCAGUUCGGCUACGAUACAGACUCCUCGGGUAAUGAAAAGCAGGAUCGUGACACCGAGAAACCCAUACCAAGCCUCCGUCGGCACAACAGUACCAACUUACAUUCCAGUGGUGUUGAAAAAGACAUAAUCGACGGUGAUAUGAGCUCAAAUUUUAGCGGUGGCAGUGGAGUUGUUUCGGUGGCCGACGCCGAUGUUCCUCCGAGAAGAAAAACUUCAUUCCCGGCACUUCCAAGUAAUACGACCACGUGGCAGCAACAAGCCAUAUGCGUGCAGAAAAAAGAUGAAUCAGCUGAGACACAACCAGGCUAUGAGGAUGCUAGCAAAAUUUCCACCAUUAAGCUAAAGUUGGAAGAAAAACGAAGGCUUAUCGAGCAAGAAAAACGUCGAAUUGAAUCCGCCUGGUCGAAGCAGUUACAAACGGUUGGAAAACAAGCAUUUUUACAAGCUAUUAACAAGAGUAACAAAGGUGGAAGCAUGUCGGAAUCGGACACUUCCAAAGAGUCCUGUGAAACGGUGGUACUAGAAGACACUGGGGGUGCCACGGUUGAUAAAGUUGAACGACCGUGUUCACUUAAGGAUUUGGAUGAUCAAAGCAAAUUCGAAGCGAAAUGGAAUGCACAGAACAUCGAGCCCAAAAAAACACCGGAUUUGGAGAACAUGGACUUGGAACAGUAUCAACAAAGUAUUUCAAAAAUGAACUCCAAUCUGCACGAAAUCCAGGCUGAUAUUCAGCGUCUAACCCAACAACAGAGCCAGAUCCAAGCCCAAACUAUCCAGGCACACCAAUUACUGCAUGCCCAACAAAUCGCCAGUUUACUCAACCAGCAAUACGGUUCCCAACAAAACAUACAGCAAACGAUACACGGCACCUAUCGACCUAUAAAUACUCAGAUGUUCGGCUCUAGUCCUCAUUUGCCGCAACAAACCGGACCCAUGCUGCAACAGCAGCAACAAUCUCCUGUCAACUAUGGAACGCGACCUCCUAGCCGUGAUCCGUACAUGUCACAACAACAAUUGCACACACUUCAGUAUGUUAACGAUCAAGGUCAAUAUACGCAUCCGGCACAGCAGCACUAUCCAAAUAACAGUCAUAUGGGAUACGAAAAUGGGCAGUACCGGAAGGAAAGCCAAUACUCCUCAAAUCCGUAUUUAAGUACGGAUCAACAGCAACAACAUUUCUAUCAGGACUCGAAUCACUAUCGGUAUCCAUAUCCUAUGCAGGAAAUAAAAGAGCCUUCUAUCCAACAGCACAACCAGUUCUUUUUGCAUGACAGCAACACAACACCGCCACAGCCCGCUCAACGACGAACGUGGGCACAGUCAGCUGCAGCAGCUGCCAGCCAGCGAGGAGGAGGAGCCAGUGACAUAACUCUGGACAUUAACGCUUGGAAUCAGGGUUUAAAGAGUUCACCUUACAACAAAUCUCCUAGUCAAAGUGGUUUUUCGCUACAUCAUAAUGGUGACUCCGGUGCGGCUGAUAGCUACGGUAACACUAGUCGACAUGGUGGCAGUCAACAGUCAUUCCAGAAUCUGUUCGAAGUACACCACGGUUCUUCGGGCAGCCCUCAGCAUAACAGAGUGCGCAACCAAAUCUCGCAGAUGAUCAGCCAUGGCAGCAGUAGUAAUUCUUCACCGAGUACGGAAAGUCGCAGCCAUCACGAUAGUUUUCGGGACAACCGAAGCAUGCCACUGUCUCCGCCAAUCGACGAUAUGGCACCGCAAAGUAUAUCCUUCAUUGGUGAUGAGGACACCGGUGACAUCGAGAUUAACACAUCGAAGAACAGUAGCUUUACCAGACGACAGCAGCAACAGCAACAAUUGGAACAGUUAUACGGAAGUAGUAAGACGGGCAACAAAAUGCAACACAACAAUAAUCAAAAGCUGGACGAGCAUUUGAGCAAGCUGAACAUCACCAGUGGCAAUCGUACCUAUCGGAUUCCUUCGCCGACACGGCCAACGUUAAAUUCAAACAGUUUCCAUGACCCGCAACAGGAUGAUUUGAACGAGAAAGGCUUUUAUAUCUCGUUCGAUACCGAACAACCAAAGCGACCCAAACCUCCUUUGCGGGCCAAACGUUCACCGAAGAAAGAUAAGCUUGACAUUGAUAAUGAUAGAAGCAAAGAUUCCGAAAGAUCUAACCACAGAGAAAACAAUCAACAUAAUUUCGGUACCUUCAGCGUAAAGACAGCCAACAGUUUCUCUGCCAACUUUAACGACGAACAAGUGGUCAGUCGCAAAAGCAUUAUAGAUAGUGCUACAUCACCAUUCGAGACGGGCGCUGGUAGCGCCGGGAAUCGAACGAGUAAUAAUAAUAACAGUGGCAUAAGUAUGGCAUAUGAGCGAGAUUUAAGCGAAAGGCGUCAUCUUGAGGAUGUGACAAAUCACACCAACAGUGGAAUGAACAAUAACAGUAUUCAUCACUUCAAUAACAACAGUGAUGGAUACGGAAGCGAGAAUGAGAAUCAACGCAAGGCCAAGCUGGUGAUUGGAUCCGAUCCUAACAAUCUUGAUCCGAGCUCUGUCGACGAGAUGGAACGGCGAAAGGAAAAAAUUAUGCUGCUUUCGCUCCAACGACGGCAACAGGCUGAAGAAGCCAAGGCGCGCAAGGAAAUUGAAGCCAUGCAGCGAAGGGAAAAGGAACGUGAGAAGGAAGAAGAACGCGCACGUAAGAAGGAAGAACAGUUCGCCCGACGGCAAGCUAUCCUGGAGGCACACAAACUGAAGAAAGCCAUCGAAGAAGCAGAGAGAGAAGGCAAGACCAUAGAUCGUGACCUGUUAAUAAAACAUCAACAACAUCAAGCGCUGUUGCAUCAGUCACCAGCUACCCAAAUGCAUCAAACUUCUACUCCAGCAGCCAAAAUGCGUCCACAAAAGCUCAGUCGACCUAGGCCAAAAACGAUACACGUUGAGACGGGCUCGGUUGAUUUAAGCGAAACCUCCAGCCUCAGUAGUCGGGGCAAAAAGGGCUCCAACUCAAAUUUAACCGGAAUUGGCCUGCAAAGCUCAAACUCUAUGCGACGAGACUACUACAGAGGAUCGCAGGAUUCGUUAGCUAUUCGAGAAUCACCGGAUGAAUAUCCUAGUAGCAGCUCAACACCAAUAGGGCGAAGAGGCUCUUAUAAAACUGGAAGAGAACCAGCGACGAUCGAACGAGGUCGUACCUUAUCACGUAUCUCACUAGCGAAAGGUGCCAAUUUCCGGGGACGUAAAUCCAACUCCCUGAUGAAUCUAUGCGAUUCCGACUCCGGUCUGGGACGAGCGACGCCUCCUCGACGCGCCCCGUCACCAGGCAUGGGACCUUCGAGUCGGCACUUACCGUCACCCUCUGGUCCUGGUUCGUUGCCACCUGGAUUGAUAACCAAACGUCGAGGUUUCGACGAUGGGUCUAGUGAUAUUUCUUCCACCGCCAGUUCCAUGAUGGACUAUAACGGCCCGAAGAUUUACAAACAACCGGCCACCAAAUCAAACCGAGGUAUUAUCUUGAAUGCCGUCGAGUACUGUGUCUUCCCAGGAGCAGUGAAUCGUGACGCCAAGCAAAAAGUACUGGAAAAGAUCGCACGAUCUGAGGCGAAACAUUUCCUGGUGCUGUUCCGUGACGCCGGUUGUCAGUUUAGAGCACUCUAUGGUUACUGGCCGGAAAACGAGCAAAUAAUCAAACUUUACGGCACUGGACCGAGUCAGGUGGAUGAUGUCAUGUUCGAUAAGUUUUUCAAAUACAAUUCCGGCGGGAAAUGUUUUGCACAAGUCCACACCAAGCACCUCACCGUGACCAUCGAUGCGUUUACGAUACACAACUCACUGUGGCAAGGUAAAAAGGCAAACCUGCCUAGCAAAAAGGAUAUGGCGCUAGUGAUUUGAGGCGCUCAUCGCCCGUGACGAUAGUCGGUGUUGAAGAUUAUGAUGAUGGGAACAGAUAUAGAAGUACUUGAAACUAACCGCUAACUCAUCUACUCGUCACAUUCUGUGUUUCUGACAAAGUAGGUAGAUUUAGGAAGAUCACCUCGCACACAGAAUAUGGCGAAAUGUUUUGGAUUUUUGUAUACUGUGUUAAAACGUGCAAGUUGCUAACAAUAAAUGGCCGAGGAGAGGACAGCAUAUUCAUAUAGUUUUCUGCCGCGAUUUACUAAAGAACAACUGAAUCGAAUUACAUAGAUUUGACAACUAUAAUCUUGCACACAUACGAGAGCAUCAAGCAAACUAGGAAUCUUUGUUCUAUAAUGCGAUAUGCGAAUUGAUAUUUCCCGUUGUUGAUAACAUGAUUAAAACCGGUUUGAGGUUUUUUAAAUUCAUAGUAAAUGUUCCGUUCUCGAACGCGUACCUUGACGCAUAUUUUCCGAUUCAUUUGAAACAAAUAUGUGAUUCAUUUGUGGAUCGAUAGUGUACUUCGAAUCCCUUCGAAUGUACUACCAAGCCCCAAUCAAUAUUUGCAUGCUUAUUCAGAAAUACAAUACCCAAAUGUAAAUAGUUAUACAUAGAAAUUAGUUAGUUCUUUCUUCCUUUGGUUUAUGCAGUGAAAUCUAGGUCAAGCCAAUUAAAUAAAUUUCUUUCAAAAAUUUAAUAAAAUAUCGAAACAAUUUGAUUGUUAUACGAUGAGAAACGAUCGGAAAAUAUCAUUUCCUGAUCCAAAGCAUUUUUUGAAUUUUAGAAUAAAUAAUGCCUUCAAUUUAUCCCAUUCUGAUUCAUGUUCAGGUUGUUUGUCCUUCACUCCCGAAAGUACUCAAUAAAAGCCAACUAAUGAAUACAUUAACACAGUACUGAAGAAUAAUGAAUAAAACUAACUAGUAAAAUGAAAUAGUGAUAGCAUUAAGAUUUAAUUUAUUUAACCCCUAUGUACCGAAUAAUGUUUAUUUUAUUACAGCUGAUACGUUCGCUCAUGUUAUUACAUUAUUUGUGGUUCGAGUCUAGCUCUCCAUACCAUCGGCAUGAUUACAGUGUAACUAACUAAUUUAUUAACUGAGCCGAUUGCACGUCUGACUAAAGGCGUGCAUAAUUUUUUAAUAAAUUCAGAACAGUAGAAUAUGAUGAAGUUGUUCAGUAGCUUAUUAGUUAUCUAGAAUCAUGUGUAAAAACUCCACCACCAUCGGAGUGAAGACUACAAUCUAAUGGUACUUGCGCCUCCGCAUCCCACAUUAAAGAAAUUUUAAAAAAAUGUUUAAACUCUCACUGACCUUCUUUCCAGUUUCAAAUGUUUGCAUACAACUAGAAUUCAAACAUAUUCUCUAAACACUGGUUUUAAUUACAUGCGUUCAAUUUCGGUAGUUACGUUGUUUUGUAUUUUAAAAAUUACGCGAUUCGAGAAACAGUUAUUAUCAAUAAUGUAAACAGUGAAGCUGUUGAGUAAAUCUCUGCGGUCGUAUGCCGAACAUAAACACCGAAUAUUUUAAAAUUUGAAAAAGAUGAGACUUCUAACGGUUUAUAUUAUUAACGAUUUAUUGCUGAAUUACUCUUAAUUUACUAGGCAUGAUUCAAAUCAAUUAUUUUGUACAUCCUUGCCAAGGAAGCAUUAAAAAAACAAGUUAAUGAACGAAAUCAACUUUAUUUAAGAAUAUAAAAUUAUAACCGUUUUUAUUAACAAAA